AUGGAAUCAUCUGUCAACCUGAAAAAGUGGUCUACUGUUUCGAAGAUCUACCAGUCCGAUGGUCGGCUAAAAACAGCAAGGUCUUAUCUAGACGGGUGUUACCUAUAUAGUAUCAAUAAAGGGUAUCAAAAGACAAAUUUCUACUGUGUUCAGCAGCAGUUGGUGAAGGGCAGGCCAACACCUACACUUUUCACUACUACGGAUGAGAACUUCCAUGCUGCUAUCAAAAGGCCUGUUUCCUCUGCCUAUUCCAUGAGUACUCUGAUUGAAUUUGAGCCAUUCGUCGACAGGACCAUCCAGACUUUCUUUGAGAAAUUGGAUACAUUUGUUGUCACGAAGAAAGUCUGCGAUAUUGCUACUUGGCUACAAUAUUAUGCGUUUGAUGUUAUCGGAGAACUGACAUUUAGCAAGCCUCUUGGAUUCCUCGAGAAGGGUGCCGACGUGGAUGGAAUCAUCGUUGCAUUAGAACGCAUGCUUGAUUACUUCGGGAAGAUCGGUCAGAUGCCAUGGCUUGACUACGUUUUCAUAAAGAACCCCUUGAAAGGUCUUUUUAGAGGAGGCUCAAGAGGAGCUAUCGCUCGCUUUGCACGCGCACGAGUUGAUGAAAGAUUGAAGGAGAUGAACAUUUCAACAAGUAACUCACGACAGAAGGAUUUUCUUACUCGCUUCCUGGAAGCAAAGACGGAACACCCGAAUGUUGUCGACGAUAAUCAGGUAUUCUCAUACACAGUCAGCAAUAUGAAUGCUGGCUCAGAUACAACCGCGAUUUCUCUACGAGCAAUUUUAUACUACAUUCUCAAGCACCCUCUAGUACAUGCAAAGCUAAACACAGAGCUCAAUCUCGCCUUGGAAGAGCGUCAGAUCUCGUUGCCCGUGUCGUGGAAGCAAAGUCAGGAGCAACUCCCUUAUCUCGACGCAGUCAUUAAAGAGGCUUUGCGGCUACAUCCAGCCGUGGGACUAAUGCUUGAACGAGUUGACCCAGCUGACGGUCUUCAGCUUCCUGGUGGUCCAUUUCUACCGGCGGGGACGAUAGUCGGUGUGAAUCCAUGGAUUAUACACCGCCAUCCUGCCUUUGGGGAGGAUGUGGAAUCCUUUGUGCCCGAACGUUGGCUCAAGAUGGGUGAUGAGUCCGAGUCUGAAUUUUAUGUGCGGAAGCAGAAGAUGAACAUCAGCCUGCUGGAGAUAUAUAAGUUGAUCCCAACACUGUUUCUGAACUAUGAGAUCGAAUUAAAUGAUCCGAGUGCUGAACGGAACCUUGUUAAUGCUUGGUUUGUGAGGCAGAAACAUAUGGAUGUGAAGCUGGCGCAUAUCAGUGGGAUGAGCCUCAGGAGAUAG
Molecule: messenger RNA, 1335 nt
Organism: Penicillium paradoxum
Lineage: Eukaryota; Fungi; Ascomycota; Eurotiomycetes; Eurotiales; Aspergillaceae
Product: cytochrome P450
Exons: 6
Coding region: 1-1335 (444 amino acids)
Molecular function (GO): heme binding; iron ion binding; monooxygenase activity
Source: RefSeq, a predicted model, not a curated record